This is a messenger RNA of Lathyrus sativus (Indian pea), 540 nucleotides long. Lineage: Eukaryota; Viridiplantae; Streptophyta; Magnoliopsida; Fabales; Fabaceae. The record is from the annotation of a GenBank genome assembly.
AUGAACAAGAAUAAUAACUCUUCCCAAUUUUCCUUCAAGGGUAAUUCAAAAAAUUCUAGUAUCAUAGCUUCUGCUGCUAAAAUGGUGAAGCCCAACAGCAAUAAUCAAACCAAGUUGGUUGAUUUUGUUGAAAGCAUUGUUCAAAAUCCAACCUUGAAAUCUAUUGGUGUUGCUGUUCAGGAUUCAUUCAACAAAGAGAGUGUGAUUUUAGGGAAAUCUUCAACUCCAGAGGAAGGAGUGAAGAAAGGACAUGGUAAAUCAAAGCUGUAUGAGAUCUGUGCUGCAAAUCAUUGGAAGCCUCCUGUGUUUGAAUGUUGUAAAGAGGAAGGACCACGUCAUUCCAGAAUGUUCACAUUCAAGGUUAUUAUUGAGAUAGAGACAGGUAAAGCAUCUAAAAACAUAGAGAGAACUGAAGCAUCUAAAAGCAUCGUAGAGGUCUACGGUGCUCCUCAUCAAAAGAAGAAAACAGCAGCAGACGACGCAGCCGAGGGUGCAUUAUGGUACUUAAAGCAUAUAGGUUUUGUUUUGAAGAACAAAUAA